AUGGAAUUGUUUCAUGCCGUCACUCAAUCCAUCGGCAACGUUUUGACCUGCGACUACUUCGACUCGUUCAAGGGAUUCAAGAAGAUGGACGGCAGCAACCAGAAUCAAGACAAGACAAUGGACACGGCGCCGGGAGGAGAGACUCCUCAGUAUGAGUCGAUCAAGACCGAGACUGUGCCUGCCUCGAAACAACGAGGCCAACUGGGUGGCGGGCCCAACACGUCCGAGGGGGUUCCAGCGGACCAAGAACGGGGCCAGAAGACCGCGGAGAAUAUAAGGUACGGGCAGAACAUUUCAGAGUCCGGGAUGGGUGGCAAGACGACUUCACAGACCGGCGAAGCUGGGCCGCAGGCUGGAUAUGGAGGUGCGCCAGAUAAGUCCGACAACCAAAAGGACACCCGGACGGAGCAGAGGUAUGGCGAGGGAACUGGCAUUGGAGCAUGA
This is a messenger RNA of Cladophialophora yegresii CBS 114405, 444 nucleotides long. RefSeq lists its product as uncharacterized. NCBI's taxonomy places the organism in Eukaryota, Fungi, Ascomycota, Eurotiomycetes, Chaetothyriales, Herpotrichiellaceae. The transcript has 3 exons. The record is from RefSeq and is a predicted model, not a curated record. The coding region runs from base 1 to 444 and encodes 147 amino acids.